Molecule: messenger RNA, 6542 nt
Organism: Hypanus sabinus (Atlantic stingray)
Lineage: Eukaryota; Metazoa; Chordata; Chondrichthyes; Myliobatiformes; Dasyatidae
Product: AP-1 complex subunit mu-2
Exons: 12
Coding region: 180-1571 (463 amino acids)
Biological process (GO): intracellular protein transport; vesicle-mediated transport
Cellular component (GO): clathrin adaptor complex; clathrin-coated vesicle
Molecular function (GO): clathrin-cargo adaptor activity
Source: RefSeq, a predicted model, not a curated record
UCCUUUCCCACUCCCACCUUCUUAAUACGGCUUCUGCCCCCUUUCUUUCCUGUCCUGAUGAAGGGUUUCAGCCUGAAGCGUCAACGGCUCCAUGGACAUUGCUUGACCUGCCGAGUUCAGCCAGCAUUUUGUGAGUUAGUCAAGAUUUGCUUGCGCCGUUUUCUGUCGGGGGACAGGAAAUGCGGGCGACACCCUCACCUUUAAGAGGCCGGUCGGAGGCGGGAGUUACCUGUGGAAAGGUGCGCAGGGAAGCAGGAAGUGGCUGCUGGGGAUUUCAGCAACUCUGGAAGGCACGGGGAAUGUCAGCCUCCGCGGUCUUUAUCCUUGAUCUUAAAGGCAAGCUCCUAAUAUGUCGGAAUUACAAAGGCGAUGUGGACAUGUCGGAGAUCGAGCACUUCAUCCCCAUUCUAACACAGAAGGAAGAUGAAGGAACUCUCUCCCCGCUAGUAGCUCAUGGCAAAGUUCACUUCUUGUGGAUUAAACACCGAAACCUGUACCUGGUUGCAAUGACAAAGAAAAAUGCAAAUGCCUCUCUUGUGUAUGCGUUCCUGUAUAAAAUCAUCCAGGUCUUCACAGAAUAUUUCAAGGAGCUGGAGGAGGAGAGUAUCCGGGAUAACUUUGUGAUCAUCUAUGAGCUCCUGGACGAAGUGAUGGACUUUGGUUUCCCCCAGACCACCGAAAGUAAAAUUCUACAGGAGUACAUCACCCAGCAAAGCCAAAAACUGGAACUGGCUGCCCCACGGCCACCGGCCACCGUCACCAAUGCUGUGUCCUGGAGAUCAGAAGGCAUCAAGUACAAGAAAAACGAGGUCUUCAUUGAUGUCAUCGAAGGUGUCAACGUGUUGGUCAGUGCCAACGGCAACGUUCUACAGAGCGAGAUCAUCGGCAGCGUGAAGCUGAGGGUUUUCCUCUCGGGAAUGCCAGAACUCCGGCUGGGCCUGAACGAUAAGGUCCUCUUCGAACUGACUGGGCGAGGCAAAAAUAAAUCAGUGGAAUUGGAAGAUGUGAAGUUUCAUCAAUGUGUGAGGCUCUCUCGCUUUGAAAAUGACCGAACAAUCUCCUUCAUCCCACCGGAUGGCGAUUUUGAGUUAAUGUCUUAUCGACUGAACAUCCAAGUGAAGCCUCUGAUUUGGAUUGAAUCAGUUAUCGAGAAAUUUUCACAUAGUCGGGUUGAAUACAUGAUCAAGGCCAAAAGUCAGUUCAAGAAGCAGUCUGUGGCCAACAAUGUGGAAAUCAUUAUUCCUGUGCCAAGUGAUGCUGACACGCCCAAGUUCAAGACCAGCGUGGGUAAUGCCAAGUGGGUUCCCGAAAAUAACACAGUGGUGUGGACCAUCAAAUCCAUGCCCGGGGGAAAGGAAUACUUGAUGCGUGCUCACUUUGGCCUGCCAAGUGUGGAGAAUGAGAACACUGAAGGCAGGCCACCGAUCACCGUGAAAUUUGAGAUCCCCUACUUCACCGUCUCAGGGGUACAGGUGAGGUACAUGAAGAUUAUUGAGAAGAGUGGCUACCAGGCACUCCCCUGGGUCAGAUACAUCACCCAAAGUGGAGAUUAUCAACUGCGGACACACUAAAAGUUUUGAUGAAUUCAGGAAACUUCUCUAAUUUUCCUCUCAUUGGUUUGAAUCGGGCUACUUAUUACUGUUGUGGCGAGUGCCUUAAACUUUUGUUCUGUUUAGCUAACUGUGCAAUAAUUAAGGACAGACACCUACAGUUUCAGAAGUCUAUCAGCACACAGUCCUCCAAAGUUAACCCCAGGAGAGAAAAUAUCCUUGGAAGACCAUGAUUCAGCAUCAUUUGAGCAAGCUUUUAGUUCUGCAACGGAGAGGGACCUUUAAGCCUUCUCAAAGUUCAAAGUAAAUUUAUUAUCAAAGCACACAUAUGUCGCCAAACACUUACAGGCAUUCACUGUAGAACAAAAAAAUACAAUAGUAUGAAUGACAAAAAAAUGCAAAGAUUGAAAAAGAGCCAAUGUGCAAAAUUAGACAAACUGUGCAAAUACCAAAAAAAAAAUAAAAAGUAAAUAAAUAAUACUUAGAACAUGAUUUGUAGAGUGCUUGAAAGUGAGUCUGGAGGUUGUGCAAUCAGUUUAGAGUUGAGGUGAGUGAAGUUAUCCACACCAUUUAAGAAUAAUUGGAGGGUAAAUGAUUUAAGGGAAUCUCCUACAGAAUUAUCCCCUGCCUGAUUUAAACCGUCGUUGUACACCUUCACUCCAUAUCUUCUCAUCCCUGCCUAAUGCUAUCUGGAAAAUGUCAAAGUUUUCCUAGAAUCCACAGUCUUUCUGAGUGGGAAUUGCAGAUUUCCACCAUUUUACUCCUGACUGUGUUAACUCUAAUCUUAAAAUGAUGGGUUCAACAACCCAGAGCUGGUGGUCAAGUCGCAGCCUAGUCUGAGAAUUGGACUUCACUUUGAUGGUUUCAGGAAGAGUGGCCAUAUAUCACAUUAUUCACCAGCCUCCCCCAAAGUUCUUACCCACGUCUGGCUAUAAACCGUCAAUGAUCACUGCCACUUCGGGGUCUAAUAUGUUGAAUGACCUUCCCAUCUGGAAGUCCAAAAUCAUUGUUACAAAUUCUCAGCAGGGGAGGAGGGGGGAGAAACAGAGUUAAGGUUUCAGGUCAGGACAUUACAUCAGAACAAAACGGAGACACUUAAUGGUGGUUGUGGUAGGCACUCUGUGGCGGGAUUGCCAGCAACGACUGUGUUUCUAAAUCCACAGACUAACCAUGCUGGCUCAGAGACACAGGACAGCUGCUUCAUCUCACAGUUGUAAUAGGGACAACUACCAUUCGGAUUCAGAUAAACAUUGAAACAUACAGUGAAAUGCAUAGUUUGCAGUAACAACCGACACAAUCCAGGAAUGUGCCGGGGCAGCCCGCAAGUGUCACCACACACUCUGGCGUCAACAUAGCAUACCCACCGUGCUCAGCAGAACAACAGAGGACACUACAAAACAGAACAUACCAAGUGACAAAGCAACAACAGCAAAACAAGCCACUUUCCUUCCUCCCUCCUUGCCACCCACCCAGACAUACAGGUCCACAGUCUUCAGCCAUUGGGUUAUGUCUUCCAGACUUCCAAUCAACCUCCAGGCCUUGAUCCUUAGCACGACCCUUGGUGUAGCUGACAUCAGUAUGCCAAACUCCAGAAUUGAACUCCAAGUUCAUUGCCAGCCUCAUAGUUCAGUUACUAUGCCAUGCUGCAGAAUGUUCAGUUGAUCUUGGUGGUAAGACUCCAUUCUGUUCUCUAGUUAUCAGCUUGAACUCUGUUGAAUCUCUGUUCAUCAAGAAGGUUUGGAGAGAGAUUUUUAGUGCAGGAUCCUUUCAACAGCCUUGCAUCCCCCCAUUCACUCCAAGCAAAAAAAGCUGCCAAUGAAAUUAACAAACGGGAUGGAAAGUAGGGAUAGGGUGGACAGAAUAGCUAUUUUCAAUGGUUCUAUGAGGUUUUGGGGACCAGUACAUUUAUGAAUAAGAAACCUCCCUCUGGUGCUCCUAUUUCUUCCCUUUCUUCCUUGGUCCACUCUACCACACCUAUUCCAUCAUUCCCCUCCCUGCUUCUCACUUCAUCUCCCUGACCCAUCCACCUUCCCCCUCACCUAUCAACUUUUUACUCCUCCCCCUCCCCACAACUUAUUCUCUUUCUACCCCCUUCUUUUCCAGUCCUGAUGAAGGGCCUCGGCCUGAAACGUCGACUAUUUAUCCCCUCCAUAGAUGCAGCCUGAUCUGCUGAAGUUGUUUGGUAAAUUGGAAUUCCAAAUUAUAGUAGACAAUCAAAGCAUCAAAUUAUCUGUGGGAAGAUGAAUUUUUGCAUUCUCUCCUGUCAGAUCCUAGUCAGGUAACCCAUGUACCUCUCAGUGAAAGAGGCAAGCUCUUGUUUCUACAUGAGAAUGUUGCUGGUGAGAAAUAAAGCUAGGAUUUAGAUAAAUAGUGAACAGAAAGAACACAAUAAUUCCAAAGGAAAAUAAUGCUGCAUAGUGUUCCGUGCAAAUAUUGUGGGCUGAAGCACCUGGUUCUAUGUUGUCUACGUAUGUUCUGUCAACAGGGAUACCAGCAGGAGUUGGUGGUAGUCCCUUGAAUAGUUUGGUGAAAUCAUGGUUGAUACCCUCUUGAUCUAGAGUCAAACAUGGAGAAAAGAGUAACAUUCAUAAUAUACUUUGUCCAUAAGUGUUUCCCAAGUGUGGAUAUUUCUUGCCUGGCCAGUGCUGUUGCAGAACAUCUUCACACCUACUGGGACACAGAGUGACAACCAGACUGCAAAUGAUCUCAGAUAAACUCAAUGCCUUUCAUGCAUGCUUUGAAGGGGAGAAUUAAACCACACGUGUGAAUUCCUGCAGUAUCCAGUGACCCUGUGAUCGCAGAGGCUGAUGUUAGAACAUUUUUUGAGAGGGAGAAACCUCACAAGGUGUCAGGCACUGAUGGUGUAUCUCGUAGGGCACUGACAACCUGUGCCAGCCAACUGGUUGGCGUGUUCAAGGACAUCUUCAAUCUCUCACUGCUGCAGUCAGAGUUUCCCAUUUGCUUCAAAAGGGUAACGAUCAUACCAGUGCUCGAGAAGAACAGGGUGAGCUGCAUAAAUGAUUAUUGUCCAUUUGCAGUCAUAUUUAGUGUGAGGAGCUUGAGAGGUUGGUUAUGGCCAGAAUCAACUCCAGCCUAAGCAAGGACCUGGACAAGGUGCCAUUUGCCAAUUGCCACAAUAGGUCUAAAGUGGAUGCAAUUGCAUUGACUCUCCUUGGAUUACCUGGGCAAUAGCAAUACCUAUGGCAGGCUAUUGUUUGGUGAUUACAGCUCAGCUUUCAACACUAUCAUACCCGCAGUACUAAUCAACAAACUACAAAACCUGGGCUCCUGUACCACCCUCAGCAACUGGAUCUUGGGCUCCUCACCAGGAAACCACAGUCAGUGCAAUUGGAAAUAACAUCUCCUCGAUGACAAUCAACACUGGUGCACCUCAAGAAGGCAUACUUAGCAUCCUGUUCGACUCUCUCUACACCCAUGACUCCAAAUUUGCUGAUGACACAACAAUUGUUGGCAAAAUUUCACCUGGUCAUGAGGAGGUGUAAGGGGUGAGAUAGGUCAGCUGGUUGAGUGGUGUUGCAACAACAACCUUUACCUCAAUGUCAGUAAGGAUUGUGGAUUUCAGGAAGGAGAAGUUGAGGGAACACACAUGAACCCUGUAACUGGGUGUCUUACCAGCAAAGAUAGAAGUGUCCGUUGGAGUUUGGUGAUAAUAUUUUCAAUAGUAUUUAUUAGUAAUAAUAUACAAAAAUAAUAUCAAUGCCAAUAUACAGAUAAUAUACGUCAGCAAUGCUAAACCUAAAAGUGCGGGUAUAAUAAUAAUCAAUAAGAAACACGCUCUAUCAUUGUCUAGGCGAUAAUGAAUUGUCAGAUGGAAAUAUAAAGUUCAGUUCAGUUCAUGCAGGCUGCGGUAGUUGUUGGUCGUGGUGUUUCAAUUGUUGGAGAGAGAGAGAGAACAGUAAUAGCUAUUGACUUGCCAACUUUCCUUUAUGAUUUUGAUCCGUCGAUGCGUUGUUGUUGUGGCCAUUCACGUAUGACCCCUCCGUCCUUUAGCUAGACCGUUCUUCCGUGGUGGACUCGUCACCCAGGCAAGGGUGGACACACACACAAGCCCCCACUGGUCUCGCUACAAAAACACUGUGUUAAACUUUUCCCGACCCUUCGCUCGGUUUCUGGUCUCCCACCCUGUCUCGUGGGGGUUCUGAUGCUCACUAGCGUUUCUCCUGGUGCGUCUGAGGGGUGUUACCCCAGACCCCACUUUUACCCGCACUCACGGGGUCUCAGGUGUCAGUCAGGUUGAGAUGAUGUAACCCAUCAAACCAGCCCACUCUGGUUGUCCCCUGAGAGGUUUCAAUGAAUAGAACAGUACCAAGUACACAAACCUUCUCCAAAAGACAAAAGCAGUAAUCAAUGGUUCCGCUCUCUUUUGUUAGUAGGAGACAUCCCACUUUGUGUAUCUCUGAGCUGUCUCUCUCUCAUUAAUUUUCAUGAGCUGUUAUCAAUAACAACUGCCCUGGCAGCUGUCCUGUGUCUCUCUCAUUUCCUUGAUAACAGCAUCGAAAUAGUAGCGAUUUGCGAUUCUGCAAAGGGGGGGGGGCGGCAUUGGCGAUUUUGUACCCUUUUGCCUAUCAGAGUUGUUCAUAUUUUGUAACACCCCCAUCCUUCUAAGAAUUUUCACCAAAGGGGAAAAUUAACUAAUACAGAGUCUUACAGAAUUACAGAAUCUAACACAAUACAAAAGAGUUUUUUUAAACUACAGAGUAAUACAGAUAUACAUUCAACUGAGCAUCUAAACAGUUAGCGAUUACAUUGUCACUGCCUUUAAUAUCUUGUACCUUAAUAAAUUCCUGUAGCAUCAGACUCCAAUUUAAUAACCACCUAUUUUUAUUCCUUCAGCAAAAACUAAAGAGUUGUGAUCUUAAGUAUAUAUUACAAAAGGUGAACCAAUACAUGUGUGAUUAUUCUGUAGUACAUUACAAAAGUUUAUGCAAAUACUGAUCUUUAUUUUACUUUUAAACUCAACAGUCAAUCUUC